GAAGGUGUUAUUCAGAUACUAUUCAAACUUCUAAUUUUUCUUAUUUCAAUGACCGCGUGGCACUUUACUGGUCCGCCCGGAAGUCUGAUCAUAUACAAGGAACAAGUAUGUAUGUAUUUAACUUUUAUCCAAUUCCUCGUAAAUCAAUCAACUUCCGAAGUGAUGUUGAUGAUCUUGGAUUUUUACGUCCAUGGUCUCCACAGGAAGAGAGUGGAUGCAAAAAGCAGUACGAAGCGUGGUAUUCAUCAUAUCUUCCGAUUGUCGUACGAAGACGGUGUCGAUGGGAAAAAGAGAAUCCGAGAAGAAAUAGCCAUUUGUUGCAACGAUUUGUUCGAAAGGGAAUUCCACAUACAUUUCGUAAAGAACUUUGGCUCAGAAGUUGCCCAUCACGUGCUGACGGAGUUUGGCAGAGGCAUGAGGUUCCAGAUGAAGUGAUCAAGCAAAUUAAACUUGAUCUUCCAAGAACAUUUCCAGAUAACAAGUUUCUGAAAACAGAAGGAACUCGUAAAACAUUGGGAAGAGCAUUGUUCGCGGUUGCUGAGCACAUUCCAAGUGUUGGUUACUGUCAAGGAUUAAACUUUGUGGCUGGAGUGAUUCUUCUUGUUGUUAAUGAUGAAUCUCGUGCUAUUGAUCUUCUUGUUCAUCUAGUCUCACAACGUCAGGAAUAUUACGGGAAAAAUAUGAUUGGGCUUCGUAGAGACAUGCAUGUUUUGCAUUCAUUGCUCCGUGAGCAUUGUCCUCGUGUAGUUGUGACUCUUGAAAAAUUAGAUGUUGGAUUGGAUAUGCUUGUGGGAAAAUGGUUUGUAUGCUGGUUUGUGGAGAGUCUUCCAAUGGAGACAGUUCUUCGUUUAUGGGAUUGCUUGAUUUACGAAGGAGAUGAAUGGCUAUUCAGAAUUGCAGUGGCUCUAUUCCGUUCAAAUAUGAUUGCAAUUUCAUCGUGUGAAUCUAUUGAUCAACUAAUGACAGAAGUUCAAAAUAUUGGAACAAGUAAAGCAGCUCUCUAUUGCCAUCAACUUAUACUUAAAAGUGCUGCUCUUUCGAUUACAAAUAAAUCAAUUGAAGCACUACGAGCCGAUGCUGAACUUGCAAUUCCAGAGUGAAAACGACUUUUUAGAAAUGACAAGUGUUCGAUGAACCGCUACUUAACUCUUUUUUAAUCAUAUAACAAUCAACAUUCCUGUUGUAAUACGUAUUUCUACCACUUCAUAAAUACAUUUAUUAGAUCAAUAUUCAUAAAUGAAAGUUUAUUUGAAAUUUAUCCACACGUGUUACCCAUUAUUUGAAAUAAUAUUUGGGAUUGCCAAUAAUAAACAAUUUGUUCGGAAAAU
Messenger RNA from Caenorhabditis elegans, 1328 nucleotides. RefSeq names its product Growth hormone-regulated TBC protein 6 (gene tbc-6). The record is from RefSeq and is marked reviewed. NCBI's taxonomy places the organism in Eukaryota, Metazoa, Nematoda, Chromadorea, Rhabditida, Rhabditidae. The transcript is spliced from 7 exons. The coding region runs from base 108 to 1100 and encodes 330 amino acids. Gene Ontology annotation, cellular component: cytoplasm.